This is a messenger RNA of Tremella mesenterica DSM 1558, 339 nucleotides long. RefSeq lists its product as uncharacterized. NCBI's taxonomy places the organism in Eukaryota, Fungi, Basidiomycota, Tremellomycetes, Tremellales, Tremellaceae. The transcript has a single exon. The coding region runs from base 1 to 339 and encodes 112 amino acids. The record is from RefSeq and is a predicted model, not a curated record.
AUGUCAACAACCUUCUCCGACGUGAUACGUAGAUGGAAUAUGGCACCAUUAACCUUAUCCCCUUUGAACCGUCAACAGCUCGAGCUCGCCGUGAGAACGAUACGCGACUCGGAACAUGACGAUGAUGAUGACGAUGGCGACGACGAUACCAACCCCAAUGUCGACCUGUGUCAUCGUCUACCCUCUGCGAUCAGGCCAAAGUUGAUAGAGACGUUGGUCAAGUUUGAAUUCACAAGAGCGCAAGAUCGACUCAGUCUACACUCCGUCUACUGUACAACACGGUCAAAAGCUGGCAUGUCUUGGAUGAUUCAUCAAAGGUUUGAGGGAAUGGAAGCGUAG